This is a messenger RNA of Phaeodactylum tricornutum CCAP 1055/1, 4008 nucleotides long. RefSeq lists its product with no specific name. Gene Ontology annotation, molecular function: protein binding. The record is from RefSeq and is a predicted model, not a curated record. NCBI's taxonomy places the organism in Eukaryota, Bacillariophyta, Bacillariophyceae, Surirellales, Neidiaceae. The transcript has 2 exons. Bases 159 to 1892 code for a protein of 577 amino acids.
AAUCAUAGAACACAUCAAGAAUUUGGUUUAAAUCACAUUUGCUUCAAAGUCAGUGAACCCAAGCGUCUCCAAUAGCCUCUGCUACAGUUAUCUUUAACAAAGUACGAAGCAGACGUCCACACGCUGCUGCUUUGCUAAAGCGAACGUUUGCCGUCGGCAUGUCCUCAGCAGUCGACUUACCGGAGGUCGCCUGGGAGCAUAUCUCUACUUUUUUAUCCGCGCCCGACGUGUUGAGUUUACUGAGCACGCAUCGUUCCUUAUACAGUAUCGGUCUCAAUCCAUCCUUCUGGGAUUUGCUAACCCGACGUGAAGGCGCCGAGCGCCAGCUUCUGUCGGAAACUCCCGGUGAUAAAAGUCGAUCGCCCCCGGCUGCACGUGCCAAACGCCGGUUUCUUCGAGCCGCCUACUGCCAAUCUUUACCAUCUGUCCACUGGAGUGCGGUCCGUUCUCAUCCAAAAGACCCAACUGCACCGAGCGCUCGUGAAGGACACGUCAGUUGUGUCAUGGGCGAUAAAGUUGUGGUGACGGGCGGAUUUACCGAGGACGCUGCCAUCUACGUUCGAGAUCUGCAACAUUUCAAGAACGGCGAAUGGGAGCGUAUUGUACCCGAGGGGCAUCCAGGAUUUUCCUACGGUUCAUCUUUGACUGCUCUGGAAGAGCAUCGAGCUGUAUUAUUUGGUGGCUUCCUAAGCGGCGGAUAUGCCAACGAGACCGAUCGCGUUGCGAUUCUGACGUUGCUAAGGAACGCUGAGGACGGAAUCUUGAACGGAUCUUGGGAGAUCAAAACGGUGCUGCCUUCUUGCGCGACAUUAUUCCCAGAACAAAUUCAAAACUGGCAACUGAGUUGUGCGCGGGCCUAUCAUUCUGCAACUUUGCUAUCAAAUCGGUAUUUGUUCAUAAGCGGCGGCAUGCAAACACGAGGUUCUAUUUUGAAUCCUUUACUUUUGGACACGUUAACAUGGACCUGGAUUGACAGUCAUUCUAUUACAACGGGGAUUUCGCCGUCUCCCCGGUUCGGUCAUUCGGUUAUCCUCGAUGAAGCCCGUUCACGGCUAGUCCUAUUCGGUGGUGGAAAUGGAUCCGAUUUAUUGCGUUCCGGUCGAGACAAUUCAGAAGUGUGGGAGUUGCGUAUGAGCACCUUCUGGCGGAGAGGCUUAAUCGAAUCGCUACCCUGGGAUUGGCGUUUGCUGCAUAGAAACCAUAACGAAAAAUCUGAGGAUGAAGAUGACGGUGCAGAAAAUAGAGAUGCUGGUAUCAAUAUGGCGGCUAUGAAUGAAGAUAUUGCCAAUACUCUCCGGCCAUCAGAAAUCCUAGUGUUGGGACGUUGUCACAUCUCCCACAGAAUAUCUCGCGACACGGUUUUACUUGCGUUUGGAUCUGGCCGUCCGUCGACUAACGGUAUAUUGGCCUUUGAUUUGAUGACGAAUACGUUCUUUCGUCCCGCUGUUUCCGGAAGCUUGCCACAACGACGUUUUACAUUGACAUCGAUGUUUCUACCAGCUCAGGCCUGUAUUGUUGUGCAUGGGGGCUUUGGCCCGAGACAUGCCAGCUCUUCAGUCGACAUGCGUAUACUGGAUUUGGCGCCUGCAUUGAAAAACAAGAAUUUUGGAUUCACUUUGGACCCACACGGGCGAUCAUACCUUCCUGUUCAGGAUGCCGACAUGAUGGUGGAGCGGAGUUCCCAGGCAAGCUCUAUCAGUGGUCUGCUUACGAUGCUGAAUGGGCUGGAGCCAGGCGCCCGUCGUUUAGCGGCAGGACAGCUGUUGAGUCAAAUGCAAGACAAUGGACGUAGCAAUGGACGCGGAGCCGCUUUACUCAGUAUGAUUGUCGAGGGAACCGCUAGAUUUGCGAUGGACGAGGAGGAAGACAAUAGUGCAGAGGACGCUACUUGAUUGCCUGCGAUAGAAGUAUCGGUAUUAUACAAAAUGUAUGGAUGCAAGAGGGUAAUGCAUUCAUAUGUCGAACAAAUCAUAUAAAUUUCAAUUUAUGUAUCUUACCCCGAAGGAGGUUUAUAGCCACCGGAAGCGGGAGCUACUGUAGUUGAAUGAAUAUUUGUGUACUCACUCAUGAAGAAACGACGGCUGGCCAAGUCAUGGGGUUGGCGUCGAGGCGGAUCGGUUCCACUCACAAAACCCACCAAGUAAAGGGAAUUGAAUACCCAGAUGCUACCAGCACGCCCGGACGACCCACUAUCGUCCCAAACCUUGUUAACGUACGUACUCUCUUUACACCAUGAUUUGGGAACGCAACGCAUCGCUUUGACGUCUGGUUGUUUGUCUUCUUUGGAACCGAUGAAACCCAGCGCUACAAAAUCGUCCCCAGGUGGAACAGGUUCCCAAGCAUAGAAAUGGUUGCUUCCGUGCGUUAGGCUCCAGGCUAAACGAUAUCGAGCAGGAUAGGGCAUGUACUUGUCUAAGACGUGGGGAAGCCAGCUACUACCUCCUACCCAACUACCAGACGUGUCGGUGACUUCCAAAAACAGGCGCUCAUUGCUGUCUCGAUUUGGAUUAUCAUAACCAUGGCCAGCAAAGUGUCCAAGCGAAAUCGAGACCUUAUUUUGUUUCAAACUGCUGCUGGCGUGCGGUUCCCAGACGCUAGUUUUAUAGCGACUCAUGCUUCCUUGGCUGUUCCAGACCAGGUUGAAUUUUGAUGCUUUCUUAACCUUCACUUUUAUUGAGCCCAAAACGGCCGGGGGGAUCUUGACAUCUCGUUUGCUGUCGUCAUCAGAUGGCAUAGGAGGUAAAGGCAAACCACCAUUAAAAGUUGCCAGUGAACUUUGUAGAUUGCCGUCAUCUUCAAACCCAACCGCUCCCUUGAACUCGUCGAGGCUGAUGAACCCAUCUUGAUCGUGAUCGAGCUCUUUCAUAAAUCCAGAAAGGAGAGCGGAGUCUAGCUUCAAACCCAACCAUUCCAUACCACGACGAAGAUCUUCGCCGCUAAGCAAUCCAUCGCGGUCACGGUCAAUGGCGCCGAAGGCAUCUCUAGGAAACAUUCCUCUCGAUUUCAGCAAUGCGGUGAUACGCCCAGCAGCAAUCUUAUAAUUGAGAAGAUGGUGCUCGUCAGCAGUGAUGAAAACUUUGGAAAGUGCUGUGGUCGCCGGAUCGAUAUGCUUCCGGCGGCGAUUGCUCCGAAGCUCCACAAAGUAGUUGUAUCGCCUUUCCAAAUCAUUGUUUUGCAAUGCUCGAAGGAGAAGCGUAACUUCGCGUGGUUGAUAGUUGACCUGACUGUCGAUAAAGCGGAAACAAGAGUAGGCUGUAGAGUGCUGGAAACUUUGUGCUGGUUCGUACCCGUACGUUGAGUCAAGGAGAGUUCGUUCUGUUCGAAGCGCAACGGUUGUAUCCCUACCAGGAAUAAGUGGCAAAGCCGACUGUUGGUGUAAUACUGCACGCAUGCACUCCGCCUCGAACAGAGACAUGAUCACGUAAUAGCGACCAGCCUGGACUCUGUAGAACAUUCGUUGUGUAAGAUAAUGUUUUAGCUCGUCAAACGUAAUAACACGGUUCUGAACAUCUGGCAUUUGCUCAAAGAACCGGUCCCCAUCUUCACCGUCGACAUCAACAUCAACCGCUCGCAGCACCUCCUUCAACUCCGUAACCGAAAUCGUUCCAGAACUGUCACCAUCGGCUCCAAGAAACGCACGCUUCAAAGUCUUCUCUUGAUCUACUGUAAAAGGCUUUCCCACAGCUGCAACUUCCUGUAGCGCAGCCUUUGAUGGAGUAAAGUCCAUAGUAACAAUGACAUUCUUCAGUCGUCGAUGGGUCUUUGAAGCCCAUUGCUUCUCGUAGUAGUUGCGGGAUACCAAUAGAUAGUCAGGAAAUUCUAGGCCAAUUGCUUUUGAAAAAAGGUAAUUCUUCACAGUGAACUGCGAAGCAGGAUAAAAUGCCUUUUGCCAAGACUGGAUCUUCUCUUCGCCGUCUGCUGUUGCUUCCGUUCGAUUUUUUUUGUAGUUUGGAUCCACACCUUUCAAUGUUACUGAAAGCGACUGGACAGGCCAAGCCACAGGACUCU